AUGGUGAAGCUUGCGACCGCCAGGGAGGCGCGCAUGUACGGGCCGGCGCUGGCCGUGCGCCGGUGGGAGUACGCCAACGCCGGGGCGUACGUGUUCGCGGCGCUGCUCUUGGCCGUGGCGCUCGCGGCGCUGUCCGCGGGCGGCGGGGCCAGGCCGGCGCUCGCCGUGGCCGCCGUGGCGCUGGGGAUCGUCGGCGCCGUCAACGCGCACGACCUCGCGGCGCACCUCGCCGGCGUGGACUGCCGGGUGGGGCUUGUCAGGUACGACGUCCAGCUCGGGCUCGUGGAGCUUCUCGUGCCGGCGCUGCAUGUGGUUGGGUGUGUCCUCGCCGUCGUCGCCAUGGCCUUGCUGCUCUCUCAGGGGAGGGAGACGCACGCGGCGAACACGCUGCUCGCGGCGGCGCUGGUGUGGCUGCUGGGGUCGGUGCUCAACUCGUGCCAGGUGUACGAGCGCGCCGACGGGCGGGCGCAGCUGCUGCAGUCGAGCGUGCAGGUCCCUCUGCUUCUCGGGAGCCUACUCUUCCUGGUCGCCGGAGUGGCCAACCGCCGCCGCGUCCUCGACUGGCGCCGCGAGCCGGUGCUAGUGGGACGGAGCUGGGCGUGGCUGUGCCUGUUCGGGAGCUUGCUGUGGCUGGUGGCGGCGGUGCUCAACAUGCUGAAGGUGUUGGUGAUGCACCAGAGCGACGCGGUGCGGCUGGAGAAGCUGCGCGGCGGCGCGCAGGAGCGGCUGAGCCGUGACCGGGAGGGCCGCGUGCCGCUCAACUGGGAGGAGGCCGCCAGGAGCAGGAGGACGGCUCUGCCGGUUGAUCUGCGCUCAUAAUAUUCCUCCUCACCCGUUCUGUAAAAAAGUUGAGCAUGAUCUUGGUUGCAUGUCUUCUAAACAAUUACUUCCUCUC
Oryza brachyantha (malo sina) is the source of this 895-nucleotide messenger RNA. RefSeq lists its product as uncharacterized. Lineage: Eukaryota; Viridiplantae; Streptophyta; Magnoliopsida; Poales; Poaceae. The record is from RefSeq and is a predicted model, not a curated record. The coding region runs from base 1 to 819 and encodes 272 amino acids. The transcript is spliced from 3 exons.